Messenger RNA from Symbiodinium natans, 1152 nucleotides. The record is from the annotation of a GenBank genome assembly. NCBI's taxonomy places the organism in Eukaryota, Dinophyceae, Suessiales, Symbiodiniaceae.
AUGGUGCCGCACCCCAGCAAUGAGAACUGGACAUUGGAGGGCGCCGAACUACAGUACAAGCUGAGAAGAUUCUACGAUGGAGUUGGCCCGCCACCAUUGGAGGAAGUGUUCGUGUCCACGCAGAACCUGACGAGGGAGGUGCAGGACACCCUGAUGGCGGAAUGCCCCGGCCUGUUGAUCAACGCGUUCCUGGUGCUGGCAGAGUCGCAGCUGCCCAUUUCAGAGAGGCGUUCAGGCGACGCCUUCGCCAAGGCAGAUGCGCUUUCCUCCCGCCUCUCCGCAGCCGAGUUGGAGGCGGAGUCCGAAGUCUGGCCCAUCCAGGAGGCCAUCGCCAGCUUCAUGCGGGCUUCGCAGCAGAUGGAAGCCACACGCGCCGCGCUCCCGGAACAGCCAAAGGUGCACCUCGUCGUGUGCCACUGCCGGGAGUCAUUGGACUGGCUGAAUGGGCCCAGCUUCUACAUGCCCAGGGCGGGCACGGCAGCACUGGAGGUCUUCAUUUACGAGAAGUGCAACUAUGACACCGACACCUCGGAGAUCUCCGCCAGCUUCGCUGGCGUGCACCGCGUCCUCGUGGACGACGAGGGCCUACGACGCGAUGAGUGCUCCGGAUACCUGAAGCACCUCAUCGAGCACUACGACGACCCGGCAGACUACACCCUGUUUUUCCAAGCAGAUGCUGCAGACCACAUGCACUGGGGCUAUCUGUCCUUGGUCACGAAGGCCAUCGAGCAGCGCUCGCUGGCGACUCCUUUUGUCCACCUCAACUACCCACGGCUCAUCACCUCGAUGUCCCCCUGCCGAGCGGCCGUCUUUGCUCAGAUUUUCGAUCGGCCUCCGAAACAGAAACUGGGCUCCUAUUGCUGCGCGCAGUUUCUGGUUUCGCGAGAGCGCAUCCUUGCAAAUCCUUUGGAGAGGUACGAGCGAAUGCAGCGGAUGCUGUUCAGCGAUUCGCCGCCUGAGUGCCACGAUAUCCCCGGGCAUUCCACCCUGUGCCUCAUGUUCGAGGUUUAUUGGCAUGUCCUGUUCGGGGAGGAGGAUGUUCUACCCUACCGGUCGGAGAACACCGCCUUACAGUUGUUCUUGAGGAUCCGCGAUCUUGAGAACGAGUCGCAGCUGCUGCGGAAUUUAGAGCGAGCAGAUGCCGCCGGCUGA